AUGGUGCACGGGCAUGCACAUCACACCCACGACCACCCCCUUGAGGUGCGUCUAGAGGAGCGGGGCCAUAACGACAACGAUGAUACCAUCAUCGUCUAUACAACCAUAGUCGGUGGCGAUGAUAACGAUAGCGCCGAUACCAAGACUGCGGCGGAGAAGACAAAGGCCACGGAUGUUGGUGUGGGCCCAGCUGUCGGAGUCUCUGCUACGAAGACGACCUCGGAAGAGAGCAAGACCACAGAAGAGGCAACAAAGACUACCGAAGAGGCCAAAACUACUACCAAGGAGGACAAAACAACUACCAAGGAGUCUGAAAAAGAGAGUACCACGGAGAAGGAAACCACUACCUCUGAGACCGAAAAAUCAAAGACAACAGCAGAGGCCACCACAACCGAGCACACUGAAGCUAUCACCACUACGACGGAUAAGGCGCAAACAGGUGCGACUGCGACUCAAACAUCCUUUGUGACCUCCACCUCGUCAACCUCAGCCGACUCUACUACCCAGGAUGUGAAUGGCCUCGAACAUGCUGCGACUGCCAGCGCAUCUUCCACCAAAUCCGCUGCUUCAGCCUCCUCCACAGCGAUCAGCUCUGGGUCAACGGGCCUGUCCUCGGGCGCAACAGCUGGUGUGGCUAUUGGUGUCGUUCUAGGUGUGGGUCUGCUUGCGGCUCUGAUUUUCUUCAUUGUCCGAAAGAAGAAGCGCAACCAGGCAGAUGACCCUCCUCCAAUGGAUGAGAAGAUGUUUAGCGCCCAGAACCUACCCCCUUUCUCAUCUCCUAAGCCAAUGACUCCAUCUCAAGCUCCGAAGCUCAACGUUCGCCCGAUCACCCAAUUUGCACCUGAUCUGAGCAACAGUGCUUCCUUCAACACCGCUAACACUUUCGCUGCCGAUGCAGGCGUUGGUGCAGGGGCUGCGGUCGUCUCGCGCAAUCUGACGGGUGAUGUGCCACCUCCAACUCCACCGAAGUCGGCUGCCAGCUCUCAAAAUCCUUUCACGGACCCGGUCAACCCCUUCAAUACUGCCAGCACGGCAACCUCGGUGCAUUCUCAGAGUCCGACAUCAGUUUCAGGCCCCUCGGGUCCAGCUAUCGCAUCAACAGCUGCUGGAGCUGCAGCCUUGGGAGCUGGUGCCGCCGCUGUAGCCUCCCACGAAUUUGAUACGGCACAGCCCAAUCGACCUGCAUCAAUGGAAUCGGAUGUUCGUCCACCAAACUCGCCUAGCCCCGUUAGUGUUGAUGGCGACUCCGUUUCGUCAGCAGCAAUGAUCGCUGGCGGUGCUGCUGCCGCAGGUGUUGGCGGAGGUGCUGGUCCUGGGCCGUUGAACGUGUACCGUGUACAACUGGACUUCAGCCCGUCACAAGAAGAUGAACUUGAACUCCUAUCCGGCACCCUCGUCCGGAUGCUUCACGAGUAUGACGAUGGAUGGGCCCUGUGCGUCCGCCUUGAUCGAUCUCAGCAAGGAGUUGCUCCUAGAUCGUGCCUGUCUUCUCGCCCUGUCAAGCCUCGCCCGCGUCCGCCACCUGGUGCCCCUGGCCCUGGCCCCCGUGGCCCGCCGAUCAUGGGCCCUAACGGCCACCCAAUGCCACCAAGAGGUCGCGGUCCACCCUCGGGACGAUUUUAUCCCACAGACGCCCGGCCAAGAUCGCCAGCCGGCCCUGGAUACGGUGGCCCACCUCGCCCAUACGCCGGUGGACCCGGCCGUUCAAUGUCGCCCGUCGGGCAAUUCCCCGUCCCUAGAUCUAUGAGCCCCGGUCCCCGGUCUAUGUCCCCAGGCCCCCGCUCUAUGUCUCCAGGACCCGGCAUGCGACCCGGUCCACGGGCAAUGUCACCAGGCCCUGGCUAUAAUGGUCCCCGUUCCAUGAGCCCAGGACCCUACGGCCCGGGAAUGCAGCGACCAGUAAUUCCCGCCAACCAGCGUCAACGAAGUAACAGCGCAGGCAACAUCUCCCCACCAAAUGUUGGCGCCGCAGCCCCGCCUCGAUCGAGUCCACUGGCUGUAGCACAGCCUCCAGCGCCCGCUCCUACAGGCGAUCUUCCCGCUAUCCCCAGCUCUGCUCCGAGCUCUCCUGAAUCCCAAAUCAGCAGGAAACCUGUUCAUGCGGACUUCUAA
Molecule: messenger RNA, 2112 nt
Organism: Penicillium pulvis
Lineage: Eukaryota; Fungi; Ascomycota; Eurotiomycetes; Eurotiales; Aspergillaceae
Product: SH3 domain protein
Exons: 2
Coding region: 1-2112 (703 amino acids)
Molecular function (GO): protein binding
Source: RefSeq, a predicted model, not a curated record